Molecule: messenger RNA, 1032 nt
Organism: Paramisgurnus dabryanus
Lineage: Eukaryota; Metazoa; Chordata; Actinopteri; Cypriniformes; Cobitidae
Product: erythroblast NAD(P)(+)--arginine ADP-ribosyltransferase-like
Molecular function (GO): NAD+-protein-arginine ADP-ribosyltransferase activity; NAD+ poly-ADP-ribosyltransferase activity
Source: RefSeq, a predicted model, not a curated record
AUGACAUGUUUGUCCGGUAGCGGCUACAGUAGUUUCUCUAUGUGUUUCAAAAGCAAGAGUUUCUUGACUUUAUUGUAUUCAUACCUGAUCUCCAUUCGUUGUGCAUCUGAGGAUUCAGACUACAUCAUGAUGUUGAUCACUGCAGCUCUUAUUCUCAUUGUCUCCAGUAAUGUUGUCCUAGGAAAGGAUGACAGACUGGGUAUUAAAACAUUUAAAACAUUAUUAUUACAGGGAUAUCCAUUAAAUAUGGCAGAGGAUUCAGUUGAUGACCGGUAUGAUGGCUGUACAGAGAAGAUUGAAAAAUUGGUGGAGACAAAAUAUCUAACCGAAGAAAUCCGUGCUAACACAUCAGGCUUUGGAAAAGUUUGGGAAAACAGUACAAAUAACAUCCCUGGACCAAAAGACAAUCUGCAAAAAAAACAUUUAAUUGCCAUUUCUGUGUAUACUGGUGUUAUAGUAUACAGUAAAUUCAAUCAGGAUGUUAGGACCGAUAAACAGAAAUACAAAGACAAGACAUACAAAUGGUAUUCGCUUCAUUUUUGGUUGACACGAGCAAUACAGACUCUAAAGAAAACGCAACAGGGAUGCAAGUCAACUUUUCGUGGUACCAGUGUUACAUUUGAUGGUGCCAAGAACACAGAGAUUCGUUUUGGCCAAUUUGCGUCCUCCUCUCUUUAUCUUAAUUUAACAACUAAUUUUGGAAAUGAAUCUUGUUUUGAAAUCAAAACUUGUCACGGUGUUGAUGUGUCAAAAUACUCCCAGUUUCCUAAUCAGAAAGAGGUGCUGAUUCCCCUGUAUGAGACAUUUAAUGUUACUAAUAUCAGGACAGGUCAGAAGGGUGACUGGUGUAAGACUGUGUUUGAGUUGAAUAGCACUGGUAUAAAAAGUAACUUAAACUGUGCAGUGGCAUCAGUCAAGCCCAAGAAAUAUCACAAUGUAAUUAUCUCUGACUGAUCAGCCUUUACAAUUUUUCAUUUCAAUUUAAGCAUGGCUUUUAUAUAAAGGUUAAGGAUUCCAGCUUUAAGUAGUUUA